AUGGGUGAAUACGGGCUCUCUUCGUGGUUAACAGGUUUCGAAGAAUUAGCCGCUCGUAACUACGAAUCUGUUCGAGUCAACUUCGCUCUGGCUAUUCUUCAUACCGAUUUUGGUGAAUAUGAGGAGGCUGCCGAGUACUAUCGGGCUGUUUUGGAGCUCUUUGAAAAGGCGAUAAAUCUCUCACCGAAUAGCCUUCAAGCGCGUCACAACUACUGUGUGGCCGUCAUUGAGGAUACUGGUGACCUUGAGAGGGGUGAAGAAUGUCUCAAAUCAGCCUCCUCGCUUGCUGAUUCCAACAAUCCAAAUGACGAAUUUGUUUUCCGACAUUUGGCUAUGAUUCGAGCCAAACGACAAGCAAGGGAUCCGUUGACUUAA
Molecule: messenger RNA, 375 nt
Organism: Rodentolepis nana
Lineage: Eukaryota; Metazoa; Platyhelminthes; Cestoda; Cyclophyllidea; Hymenolepididae
Source: the annotation of a GenBank genome assembly